CCUCGUGACUUCCCCUUUCUCUUCAGGACAAGGCCAUGGAGCGCGAAGUCCAGCGGGUUCGCGAUGCGUUCCUGUCCGGCCGGUCGCGACCCCUGAGGUUCCGGCUGCAGCAGCUCGAGGCCCUGCGCAGGAUGGUGCAGGAGCGCGAGAAGGACAUCCUGGCAGCUGUCGCCGCCGACCUGUGCAAGAGUGAACUCAAUGCAUACAGUCAGGAAGUCCUUUCCGUUCUUGGGGAAGUUGAUCUCGCGCUGGAGAAGCUUCCUGAAUGGGUUACUGCUAAACCAGUUGAGAAGAACCUGCUCACCAUGCUGGAUGAGGCCUACAUUCAGCCAGAGCCACUGGGAGUUGUCCUGAUUAUCGGAGCUUGGAACUACCCCUUUGUUGUCACCAUUCAGCCUCUGAUAGGAGCCAUCGCUGCAGGAAAUGCUGCGAUUAUUAAGCCUUCUGAACUAAGUGAAAAUACAGCCAAGAUGUUGGCUAAGCUCCUCCCUCAGUAUUUAGACCAGGACCUGUAUGUUGUUAUUAAUGGUGGUGUUGAGGAAACCACGGAGCUUCUGAAGCAGCGAUUUGACCACAUUCUCUACACGGGAAAUACUGCAGUGGGAAAAAUAGUCAUGGAAGCUGCUGCCAAGCAUCUGACCCCUGUGACUCUUGAACUGGGAGGGAAGAGUCCGUGUUACAUUGACAAAGAUUGUGACCUGGACGUCGCCUGCAGACGCAUAACCUGGGGGAAGUACAUGAAUUGCGGUCAAACCUGCAUUGCUCCCGACUACAUCCUCUGUGAACCAUCCCUCCAGAAUCAAAUCGUGCAGAAGAUUAAGGAAACCGUGAAGGAAUUUUAUGGAGAAAAUGUCAAAGAAUCUCCUGAUUAUGAAAGGAUAAUCAAUCUUCGUCAUUUUAAGAGGAUACUAAGUUUGCUUGAAGGACAAAAGAUAGCUUUUGGUGGAGAGACCGAUGAAGCCACACGCUACAUAGCCCCAACAAUACUUACUGAUGUUGAUCCUGAAACCAAAGUGAUGCAAGAAGAAAUUUUCGGACCCAUUCUUCCAAUAGUGCCUGUGAAGAAUGCAGAGGAAGCCAUAAAAUUCAUAAACGAACGUGAAAAGCCCUUGGCUUUCUAUGUAUUUUCUCAUAACGAUAAGCUCAUCAAAUGGAUGAUUGACGGGACGUCCAGCGGCGGUGUCACAGCUAACGACGUCAUUAUGCACUUCACACUCACCUCUUUACCCUUCGGAGGAGUGGGUUCGAGUGGGAUGGGAGUUUAUCACGGAAAACACAGUUUUGAUACUUUUUCUCAUCAACGUCCCUGUUUAUUAAAAAGUUUAAAGAGAGAAGGUGUUAACAAACUCAGAUACCCUCCCAACAGCCAGUCAAAGGUGGACUGGGCCAAAUUUUUCCUCUUGAAAAAGUUCAACAAAGGAAAACUCAGUCUCCUGUUCCUCGCUUUCCUUGGCAUUGUGGUGGCUCUGCUUGUCAAGAAAUACCAAGCUGUGCUGAGGAGAAAGGCCCUGUUGAUUUGUCUGGCAGUUCACAGACUGUGUUGUCCGGUAAGCAGUAAUGAACAGCAGUUUUCAGAACCCAGUUCUGUCUGUUAAGAGUGAGGCUGGCUACUACUGAAGAAUGAUCCUGUUCAACCUCCUAGUUGCCUCUACUGAAUUGUUCCUCUAUUAAAUAGUUAAUGAACCAGUCAUUUUAAAACCUACCA
This is a messenger RNA of Ceratotherium simum simum (southern white rhinoceros), 1705 nucleotides long. The record is from RefSeq and is a predicted model, not a curated record. NCBI's taxonomy places the organism in Eukaryota, Metazoa, Chordata, Mammalia, Perissodactyla, Rhinocerotidae.